AUGGAUCAGCAGCAGGACCUCCUUCCUGGCCAGCAGGUGGCCAUGGAGUACAUUUGCGGAAGCUGUGGACGUCGCACGCGCAUCAGGCAGAUGGACUCCCUUGCAUGCACCAACUGCGGCCACCGCAUCCUCUACAAGCCCCGCACAGCAAGGCCGGUGCAAGUCAACUGCAGAUGA
This is a messenger RNA of Salpingoeca rosetta, 177 nucleotides long. RefSeq lists its product as uncharacterized. NCBI's taxonomy places the organism in Eukaryota, Choanoflagellata, Craspedida, Salpingoecidae. Gene Ontology annotation, biological process: DNA-templated transcription. The record is from RefSeq and is a predicted model, not a curated record. Gene Ontology annotation, molecular function: DNA binding; zinc ion binding; DNA-directed RNA polymerase activity. Bases 1 to 177 code for a protein of 58 amino acids. The transcript has 3 exons. Gene Ontology annotation, cellular component: RNA polymerase I complex; RNA polymerase II, core complex; RNA polymerase III complex.